Molecule: messenger RNA, 2299 nt
Organism: Rhizophagus irregularis DAOM 181602=DAOM 197198
Lineage: Eukaryota; Fungi; Glomeromycota; Glomeromycetes; Glomerales; Glomeraceae
Source: RefSeq, a predicted model, not a curated record
CAGGACUUUUAUAUGGAGCCUUAACUGACGACUUUCAAACAGUAUGAUAUGAAAACAAAAUGUCUUUUGUAUUUAAAUCAUUUAAAUCGUAAAAAAGAAUAGUAAUUUUUAACUUAAUUACUUUAGUAUUAUGAUUACAUCGGAGACCUGGAUAAAGAUGGUUAUGACCAUAUGAUAAUACUGUUGAAAAAAUUGGUCAGAUAUAAAUGUUUUGCGUUAUAUUCCAUGGAAACAAUACACCGAAUCAUGCUGUUAAUCGAAAAUCUCGUGACAGAUCAUAGAGGUGCUUUAGGCGGAAUUUCGAGUCUAUAUGAAGUGUGUGAAUCAUUAUUACGACAAAUCAGAGGUGGUGAUACAUCCGAAGUAAAUAUAUUGUUAAGCAGUGAAGUAUUAGAAUUUUUCCAACGCGAAUCAACGUGGCUUUAUAAUAAUGAACGUUUAUUGCAUAUUACAUUUUAUACCUUUGCAAGUUUAAUACGUGAUCAUAGUGAGCCUAGAUUUGAGGCUUUGAAGACAAAAGAAAUAAAAUUCUGUAGAUUUAUAUUUGACAAUCAUUAUAAUUCUUUCUUUAAGAUAGGGAGAGACUUAAUAAGAUUAUUAAAAGAUAAUUUAAUCGUUCCCGAAUUUUCAUACGUUAUAAAUGCGAUUCCAGACGAUGUAAAGGCAACCCUCAUGAAACAAAGAACACUAGUUUAUUGUCUAUCAAGUCGUCUAACGUAUGACAUGAAUGAAAGAUUAACGCAUAUGUUGGAACAGCAUUCGAUAUCAGCUUAUAAGCGAAAAUUUGAUUUUUUUAAAACAAAUUUCUUAUCUACAGAACCUCGUUACUUAAUUGCUGAUAUCAUUCGAUGGGUAAUCGCCGCUUAUCGUUCAAAUAACGAGAAGGCCAUGAAUAAUAGAUAUAUAUUAAUUAAUUUUUUAUUGCAUGAGAUAGGAAAUAAUUGGGAAGCAAUCGAGUUAGCAAAAAUGGCAUUAGUUUAUGAUUGGCUGUGUUUUGAUAGAAACUGUAAAGAUCCUAAUGUAACGAGAGAGGGCCUAUAUUGUAUAGAACCUUGUAUACAAUUAAUUGUUGAUAAUGUUAAAUCAAAUAGCCUGAGGAUUGCCAAAGAUCUAAUAGAAACUUUACAUUCUUCAAUCAACAUUUUUCCCGGCUUUGAAAAUGAAAUUCGUGAAAAUGUCAGAGCAGCUUCUCAGGUUGCAAUUUCAUAUAAUAUUAUGACUGUAGAGGACAUCAAAACUAUUCGCACAAAACUCAGCGAAUUUGCCGGUGACACACGCAUAGUAAAGAUUGUUGGCGAUUUAUGGGGUCAUCUAAUGAAUGCACCACCACCAAGUUCUUCAUUACCUUAUCUUGCCAAUCCAUCACAACCAAUAGUAAUGCAGAUACCUUCUGCAACAAACAUUCAAAUGCCACAUCAGGAUGUAAACCAACGUUUUCCUGCAUCAUUAUCCCUUCCUCAAACACCUCAAAAUCUUGUACAACCAAAUCCUUUAUUUACUCCUUCUCACGAUAAACCACCAGAGGUUGCAGAUUUAACCGGACCCAAACCAGGAACAAAUUUUCAGAACCUUGAUAAUCAAACAUUACCCACAAAGAGACGCGAUUCAAUACCAUUCUCGGAUCAACCUUCAAAUGUACCUGUGGCUCAAGUCACAAAAUCGCAUGAAACAAAAUCUAUCGUAGAAGAAACAUCGUCAACUACACGAAUUAUUGUACCGUCACCAUCAAAUUCUGUGCCUGUUCCAGCUAGUUUAUGGCUUUAUAGUAAUCAUUUGAAAAAUUUUAAAGUAGCGUCUUUAUCCAGCAACUCUGUAGAUGAAACACAAUAUUUACGUCAAGUAUUGGGCCUUUUUUUAAAUGUAAUAUGUUCAAGAUUUACAAUUCUUAUUUUUAUUAGAAUUUUUAGUUUACUAAGAUAUUUUUUAAAUAUAAGGGUGUAAAAUUGGAUGCUCCAAAUUCUCCACAUCUUACAGAUCUACCCUCUUUUAUUGGACCUGAUAUUUGCCGAACGCUAAAUUUUGAUGAACUUAAUGGAUGUUUUGACUUGAAUUCUGAAUGUCUCGAAAUCAAUCCGUCAAAACAGAAUUUAUUUAAUUGUUUAGUAUCUUGGGUUUUUGAUCAUAAGGAUGAACCUUCGAGAAAUGAUUCACCUAAAUUUAAAUCAUUUGAGAUGUACAGGCUUAUUAUUAAAAAGGACGAAAAGGUACAUGCAGAAGGCAGGUUGAAAUUACUGGUACACUGUUUCAGGUAUGUAAUAUAUAUUAUUACUAUUCGGUAUUAGCAUCAUAUAUUAGCAUC